Molecule: messenger RNA, 2358 nt
Organism: Haliotis rufescens (red abalone)
Lineage: Eukaryota; Metazoa; Mollusca; Gastropoda; Lepetellida; Haliotidae
Product: ras-related protein Rab-20-like
Exons: 5
Coding region: 136-762 (208 amino acids)
Molecular function (GO): GTPase activity; GTP binding
Source: RefSeq, a predicted model, not a curated record
CAUGGAAUUCUCCCUUGAGGGCACUUCCUGUACAGUCUCGGGUCGUUUCCGGAGGGUGGCAGUCAUCCUGUUUGUUGACAUCGCAUUGUUUACCGUGUUCACGAUAUGACAGUUGUCACCAGACACCUGUAAGAGAUGGCCAACAAGAAAAAAGCUGACCUGAAGGUCAUCAUCAUGGGCGACUUUGCUGUGGGGAAAACUUCACUCAUCUGUCGAUACAUUGAGGGAAAAUUCAAAACCCAGGAACCGACAAUCGGAGCUGCCUUCUUCCUGAAACAGUGGGGCCCCUACAAUGUUGCUGUGUGGGACACGGCAGGCGAUGAGCGCUACACCGGCCUCUCCAACUUCUACUGCCGCAACGCUGGCGUCGCCAUCCUGGCCUACGAUAUAUCCAGUGACAAGUCAUUUGAAUCUCUCUGGGCAAGAUUUAACCCCUUACUCUCUGCUGCACAUGAAGACUGCCUCAGGGUUGUCGUGGGAACCAAGCUAGACCAGGUCACACCCACAUCUCGUGCGGUUACCAUUGAAGAAGGAGUGAAGUUAGCCAAGGAGCUUAACGAACACCUGGAUAUAUCCAAACUGCUGAAAGCCCCCUACUUUGAAACUUCCAGCUUGAACGGACAUAAUGUGAAGGAGCUGUUUGAGUGUAUAUUUCAGUACCGACUACCGAUUAGUGAUGGAGACAGAACCCGACAGGUCAAGGACACAGUGGAUCUGUAUGAGACUGGCAGCUCCGGCUCAAAGAAGGGCGGUUGCUGUUAACGGUGUGUGGAACAACAGCCAUAGUGUGUACUUGUGUGACGUCACUCAGCCAUAAUGUGUACUUGUGUGAUGUCACUCAGCCGUAGAGUGUACUUGUGUGACGUCACUCAGCCAUAAUGUGUACUUGUGUGAUGUCACUCAGCCGUAGUGUGUACUUGUGUGAUGUCACUCAGCCGUAGAGUGUACUUGUGUGACGUCACUCAGCCAUAAUGUGUACUUGUGUGAUGUCACUCAGCCAUAGUGUGUACUUGUGUGAUGUCACUCAGCCAUAGUGUGUACUUGUGUGACGUCCCUCAGCCAUAGUGUACUUGUGUGACGUCACUCAGCCAUAAUGUGUACUUGUGUGAUGUCACUCAGCCAUAGUGUGUACUUGUGUGACUUCACUCAGCCAUAGUGUGUACUUGUGUGAUGUCACUCAGCCAUAGUGUGUACUUGUGUGAUGUCACUCAGCCGUAGUGUGUACUUGUGUGAUGUCACUCAGCUGUAGUGUUUACUUGUGUGAUGUCACUCAGCCAUAGUGUGUACUUGUGUGAUGUCACUCAGCUGUAGUGUGUACUUGUGUGAUGUCACUCAGCCAUAGUGUGUACUUGUGUGACGUCAUUCUAUAGUGUGUGCUUCUGUGUGAUGUCACUCAGCUGUAGUGUGUACUUGUGUGAGGUCACUCAGCCGUAGUGUGUACUUGUGUGAUGUCACUCAGCUGUAGUGUGUACUUGUGUGAUGUCACUCAGCCAUAGUGUGCACUUGUGUGAUGUCACUCAGCUGUAGUGUGUACUUGUGUGAUGUCACUCAGCCGUAGUGUGUACUUGUGUGAUGUCACUCAGCUGUAGUGUGUACUUGUGUGAUGUCACUCAGCUGUAGUGUGUACUUGUGUGAUGUCACUCAGCCAUAGUGUGCACUUGUGUGAUGUCACUCAGCCAUAGUUUGUACUUGUGUGACGUCACUCAGCCGUAGAGUGUACUUGUGUGAUGUCACCCAGCCAUAGUUUGUACUUGUAUGAUGUCACUCAGCCAUAGUGUCUACUUGUGUGACAUCACCCAGCCAUAGCGUGUACUUGUGUGAUGUCACUCAGCCGUAGUGUGUACUUGUGUGAUGUCACUCAGCCAUAGUGUGUACUAGUGUGACAUCACCCAGCCAUAGCGUGUACUUGUGUGAUGUCACUCAGCCGUAGUGUGUACUUGUGUGAUGUCACUCAGCCGUAGUGUGUACUUGUGUGAUGUCACUCAGCCAUAGUGUGUACUUGUGUGACGUCACUCAGCCAUAGUGUGUACUUGUGUGAUGUCACUCAGCCGUAGAGUGUACUUGUGUGACGUCACUCAGCCAUAAUGUGUACUUGUGUGAUGUCACUCAGCCGUAGAGUGUACUUGUGUGACGUCACUCAGCCAUAAUGUGUACUUGUGUGAUGUCACUCAGCCAUAAUGUGUACUUGUGUGAUGUCACUCAGCCGUAGAGUGUACUUGUGUGACGUCACUCAGCCAUAAUGUGUACUUGUGUGAUGUCACUCAGCCAUAGUGUGUACUUGUGUGAUGUCUCUCAGCCGUAGUGUGUACUUGUGUGACGUCACUCAGCCAUAAUGUGUACUUGUGUGAUGUCACUCAG